AAUUUGAAGACAUUGACAAUGAAGAUAAUGAAGAUCAAAUAUCCAAUGCAAUGUUUGCACCUAAGAAUACUUCUAUUGUAAGUUUUGAUCAAAAAAGCAACAAUUAUGGUCUUGGAUUUAAUCCGUUCGAGAAUGCUCCAGAAUUUGUUGUACAAUCAAGUAUUAAUAAAGGAACCGGUGUUUUUGAUGAAGAAGAUGAUGAUGUGUAUGGAGGAACAUCAAUGUCUGAAUUUCAUACUUCGUUAAUGGAUGAGGAUGACGAAGAUACCAUACUACCUGCAGAAUACGUUCCUCUUCAUGAGUUUAACACUGAAAACCAAUAUGUCCAAGAUGCAAAUAAAAAAAAUAUAAGACAAAAACAGACUACAUUAGCGAUUGUUGCGGAACAGCGUGGCGCAUUACUAGGUGAAACGCCUUUAAAUGCACCUGCACGUUCUGUAUUUGAUUAUGUGUCUCGAAAAGAUAAAGAAAGAUUAGAUAGUAUAAUUCGACCAGUAAUUGAUACAUUAGGUGACAAAAACACUAAUAAACCUCCUGAAGUUAAAAUUCCAAAGAUAGAAAAAGAUGUUGCUUUGGCUGCUUUGAAAGGGUUUAUUCCUUUCGAGGAUAAUAAGAAAAAACAAGCGAGAUACAAAAAAUAUUUAGAAAUUCAUGCAGAGUUAAUAGCUCCUGAAUUGUUAAAACAACCAGAGGAAUUAACUGCAGAUGAAUUUUCAAAAGAGCUAGAUGAAUUUUCUCAAGCGGCAAGAAUAUUUCGUCCAAUGUCAAAAAUGAUUGCAUCACGGUUCGUUACCAGUACAUCACCUGCUGAAGAAUUCAAACAGCCUACUCCUGGUCUAAGAGCCGGCGCUGGUGCUGGAGAUGAUUUAAAUAUUACCCCAAUUAAGCAGAAAGACACAAGUCAACUUAACAAUGAAUCAACCGCAGAGGCUGCGGCAAGAAUGAAUAUGUUUGAUCAUGUACAAAAUUCAACCUCUGGUAAGACCCAAAAGGGUCAGAAAGAAGCACUCAGCAAAGAGACGAUGAAUGAAAUUCUCAAUAAGCAAGAUGCGCAAAAUUUCCCAGGAAUUAGUGCACCUGUGUCCGUAUCCGAGACGAAUGAUAUUGAUCAAAAACCGUAUACACGCCCUGCGAUGGAACUAUUUAAAUCCAUUUUUGGUGAUUCAGGCUCAGAAGACGAUGAUGAAGACGCUCCAAAACAUAAAAAACCCCCAAAUCUAGUAAUUGGCGAUUCGGAGCCUCAAGAUAUGAUCAGAGACAAACCACCAACACCUAUUUCACAUAAUAUAGAUGAAGAUGUUAGUGCUACACCGUUUAGACCAAUGUUUAAAAAGAAAUCCGAUCGUGCAGGUGGGGAUAUACCUUCAGCUGAAAUAGUGAAAAUCAAAUCAGAAUCUAGUUCAUCAAAGAGCAAGAACCAAAAUAUGAAAGGAACGUUAUCAUUCGACGAUGACUCGUUCAUUGGACCAACUAAUUCCCGAAAAAAGAAGAAACGAUCACACAAGAAUGAAAGUGAUGAGGAUGAAAAAGAGAAAAAACAUAAGAAAAAGAAGAAAAAACAUAAAUCUGACGAAAUAUCGAAUGAAAGCGAUGAGGAUGAAAAAGAAAAGAAACAUAAGAAAAAGAAGAAAAAAUAUAAAGCUGACGAAAUAUCUAAUGAAAGCGAUGAGGAUGAAAAAGAAAGAAAACAUAAGAAGAAAAAGAAUAAAGCUGACGAAAUACCGAAUAAAGCUGAUGAAACACUAAAUAAAUCUAAUGAAAGAUCAUAUAAACGCGAUUUGAUCAAUAUUCAAA
Molecule: messenger RNA, 1794 nt
Organism: Racocetra fulgida
Lineage: Eukaryota; Fungi; Glomeromycota; Glomeromycetes; Diversisporales; Gigasporaceae
Source: the annotation of a GenBank genome assembly